AUGGAGGAAGGCGAAUCCAGUGAAAAGGAAAGCCAAAACCAAAGAAAGUAUGGUAAUCCACCCCUAGAUAAAUCGCCUCACGAGCAAGGGAUGAUACUCAAGAUGCAAAACCAGAUCGAAGGAUUAAUGAAGCAUGUCAAAGCACAAACCCCUGCCACGGUAGAGGAGUUGGUGCAAAACACGGAUUCACCUUUCACUCCUGAAGUUAUGAGACGCCCUCUCCCAAGGAAGUUUAAGAUGCCCCAAUUGGAAAUAUUCAAUGGUUCUACAGACCCGUUGGAUCAUCUUGAGACAUAUAAGUCCUUGAUGCACUUACAAGCAGUGCCAGAUGAGGUAAUGUGUCGGGCAUUCCCAGUUACCCUUAAGGGAAGUGCCCGAGCAUGGUUCAACAAACUCCCACCAGGAAGUAUACGUAGCUUCAAAGAGCUUAGCACAAGCUUUGUAAGUUACUUCAUUGCUGGUCAACGCUACGGCAAACCAGCAACGCAUCUCCUGACAGUAAAACAAGGGAGAUGGGAAUCAUUAAGAGAAUACACUACAAGGUUUAAUAAAGAGGUGGUCCAAAUAGAUGAAGCUGAUGACAACGUGAGCAUAACUGCGUAUAUUGCUGGGUUGUAUUCAGAGCAGUUCCUAUAUCUUGUGUCUCAAGAGCCACCAAAAACCAUGGCAGAGCUCAUGCUCAGAGCUCAAAAGCACAUGAACGCAGAAAAGACUGUCUAUGCAAGACGAGCACGUGAUGCAAACUACCUCACACGAAGAGUAUUGAUCGACAGCGGAAGUUCAGCCGAUAUACUCUACCUUCAUGCAUAUAACCAGUUAAAGGUCGGACGAGAAAGGCUAAGGCUUAUGGUGUCACCACUAGUUGGAUUUGCAGGUACACCUAUUUACCCAGCUGGUCAGAUAGCACUACCAAUUACUAUGGGAGAAGAGAAAAGUCAGAUUACGCAUAUGAUUGAUUUCAUAGUAGUCAACUAUCCCUCAGCAUAUAAUGCAAUCCUAGGAAUGACGACUUUGAACAAGAUCGGGGCAAUAAUCUCCACUUACCAUUUGAUGAUAAAAUUCCCAACAUCAGAAGGAGUUGUCUGUAUCAGAGGAGAACAGAAAGCAGCACGAGAAUGCUACGUUACUUCACUCAGAGGAGCUAACAUUGCCAUGAAUAUAGAGUGUCUCGACACUCGAGAUGAAGAGAAACUCCAACAUGGAGAACCCGUGGAAGAGCUUAUAGAAGAACUCCUGGAGCCACGGCAAUCAGGAAAGACAGUAAGGAUUGGAACAGGAUUGAGUACGACUGCAAAAUCAGAGCUGUUACAAUUCCUAAGAAAAAAUAAAGACGUUUUUGCAUGGUCCCAUGAAGACAUCCCCGAAAUUGACCCAAGGGUCGUAUCUCACAAGCUGAAUGUCGACCCCAUUGUACGUCCAGUUAAGCAGAAGAAAAGAGCCAUUGCUCCAGAACGAAAUGAGGCGGCAGCUAAGGAGGUAGAUAAGCUCAUUCAAGCGGAGUCCAUCCGUGAAGUUCUUUACCCCGAUUGGUUGGCCAACGUGGUCAUGGUGAAGAAAUCUAAUGGCAAAUGGAGAAUGUGUGUAGAUUUCACCGACCUCAAUAAAGCGUGUCCAAAGGAUAGCUUUCCCCUCCCCAGAAUUGACUCUUUGGUAGAUUCCACUGCCGGACAUGAGCUUUUUAGCUUUAUAGAUGCAUUUUCAGGAUAUAAUCAAAUCCAAAUGCACGAAGGAGAUCAAGAAAAAACCUCAUUUAUCACCGAUAGGGGAUUAUAUUGUUACAAAGUAUUGCCCUUCGGUCUUAAGAAUGCAGGGGCGACAUACCAGGGGUUGGUCAACAGAAUGUUUAAACAACAAAUCGGACGCAAUGUAGAAGUAUAUGUAGAUGACAUGCUGGUUAAAAGUGCUAAGGCACAUAACCAUGUUGAUGAUCUAGAAGAAACCUUCCAGGUUCUCAGAAAAUACCGAAUGAAGCUCAACUCAACAAAAUGUGCUUUUGGAAUCUCCUCAGGAAAAUUCUUAGGUUUCAUGGUGUCUCAAAGAGGGAUCGAGGCAAAUCCAGAAAAGAUUCAGGCUAUACUCGCCAUGCGUUCACCGCGGAAUAUAAAGGAGGUCCAAAAGCUCACAGGACGAGUUGCAGCUUUGAGCAGGCUUAUUUCACGAGCAACUGACAAAUAUCAAACAUUCUUCAAGGUUUUGAAAAAGGCCUUUGAAUGGACAACCACAGAGGAAAUAGCUUUCACCCAGCUAAAGGAGUAUUUGGCAUCACCACCACUGCUGGGUAGGACUCAGGAUGGAGAGAAUCUAUUCAUGUACUUAGCUGUCUCCCCUCAAGCCGUCAGCACGGUUUUGGUUCGGGAAGAGCAGGGAACCCAACUCCCAGUAUACUAUACCAGCAGGGCAUUACGAGGAGCUGAGUUAAGAUACCCCAGAGCUGAAAAAAUAGCCUUUGCAAUGGUAAUAACAGCCAGAAGGCUACGGCCAUACUUCCAAGCUCAUCCAAUCAAAGUGUUAACAGACCAACCACUUCGAAGAAUUCUCCACUCACCGGAGACGUCAGGCCGACUAAUUCAAUGGUCAAUAGAGCUUGGCGAAUUUGAUAUAGAAUAUAAACCUCGAAUUGCCAUCAUGGCACAGGUAUUGGCAGAUUUCCUUGCAGAAUACACAUAUCCAGAGCCGGAGGAGCUCCCUAGAGAAGAACCCAAACCUUGGGUCCUUCAGGUCGAUGGAUCAACGACUAAAGAUGCAAGCGGAGCAGGCUUAAUUCUAACAUCCCCGAAAGGACAACGGCUUAGCUACGCGCUUAGGUUUGAGUUCAAAACGACCAACAAUGAAGCCGAAUACGAAGCCCUAGUGGUUGGAUUGGAGCUGGCUAGUGCCAUUAGAGCUAGCCAUGCGUUGGCCAAAAGUGAUUCACAACUGGUUGUGGGACAAGUCCUCGGGGAAUACACCGUCAAGGAAGAGAUCAUGCAAAAGUAUGUGGAUAAAGUAAAAGCCCAAGUUGCGAAAUUGCAAAGCUUCAAUAUUGUUAGAAUCCCAAGGGAGGAAAACAAUGAAGCAGAUUAUUUGGCAAAGCUGGCCACGGCUAAGGAGGACGCUAUUCCAUGGAAUACACCUAUAAGAUACUUAGAGUUGCCAAGUAUAGUCUCCCCAGAUAUACAAGUUCAAGCCAUCAAUUGCAGUGACUCAUGGACUGGUCCCAUAGUUGACUAUAUAACUAAGGGGACACUACCAGGGGAUAAGGUCAAAGCCAGAUAG
This is a messenger RNA of Rhododendron vialii, 3255 nucleotides long. RefSeq lists its product as uncharacterized. NCBI's taxonomy places the organism in Eukaryota, Viridiplantae, Streptophyta, Magnoliopsida, Ericales, Ericaceae. Gene Ontology annotation, molecular function: RNA-DNA hybrid ribonuclease activity; nucleic acid binding. The transcript has 2 exons. The record is from RefSeq and is a predicted model, not a curated record. The coding region runs from base 1 to 3255 and encodes 1084 amino acids.